CAGGUUUUUUUCCGACUAUAUAUAGCUGCUCUUUCUCUCUCGCUCACUCGUCAAGUAGCAGGCUAUACUUUCUAACCCGUAACUGAGCUAUAUUUUUCACCAAUGUCGUCCCCUUGAUGCAGCCACAAGAAACAUGCCACUAGGUUUUGUGGAGCCACCACCGUAUGUGCCACAGUCACACAAUGACCUCUCCGCUGAAGAUGCCGCAUAUAUUGAUAAGGUAUUGGUGCUACCUCCCGACAUCGCGGAGCUGGACAGGGGCGUAUUUCACUGGGAUAUCGACGACUGGGAGAAGAUGGACGCCAAAUCGAGAAUAGACAACUCGGGCUUUGACAGGGUGUUUGAGGUGGCCGGUAUGAAGUGGCAGUUGUGGAUAUACCCACAGGGUCUGUCAGAAAAAGACUUUAUCUCCUUCCGCGUCCGAUCGCUUACUGCCCGAGAAAAACCACAGGACUGGCAGGUCUGUGCAUAUACCCUCCUUGUCGUUGCAAACCAACAUGAUUCAGCGAGCUACACAAGAAGUUCCUGUCGCUGUAGAAUCUCAAACAGUAGUCCUGAUACUGACUACAAAACGUUCCUGACGCGCAACGAGCUGGAGAAGCGGCAGAAGUGUAAGGACAGGCCAUUGCUGGAGAACAACCGCUUUCGCAUUAUUUUCUACGUGCGCAUAGCCGAUGAUCCCACUGGGGUUCUCUGGCACGAUUAUAGAGGCUACAACUCACUGAAGCAGACCGGGUAUAUUGGGCUAGCCACUCUUGACACCUGCCGUUAUCUAAACCCGCUUCUCGAGGUGUUGCUCCAUAUUAAACCUUUGAGAGAUGCAGUCAGCAAGGUAGGCCGUGCUGAGUUUGACACGCAGCAUAUGCUCGCACUUGCGCUCAGCGAGAUAUUCACCAACAUACUUUCUGGCAUGCCACCGAUAAGUGCGAUAAAGGUUUUGAAUACGCUGGAGGCACUCGACAUCAAGCCACCAGCAAAUACAGAACUGGAUUCGUUCACGGGGCAGAUACUGCAGAACAUCACCAGCAGUCUCCGGACCAUCGUGCCAGAGAGCAAUAUUGAUUCGCUGAUAGGUGGCAAAAUCCGCAAGACCUCUCAGCGCCUUCAGACUUCAAAAUCGUCCUCCAGCAUCUUCAGACACUUCCGUGGCCCUGACAUGGUCGUCACCGAGUCUGCCCUUAACCCGAUAAACCUGAAUAUCAUGGGGUUCUCGAACGUGAAGCAGUCAUUGCGCGACUUUGUAAGCCAUCGUGUGGUUUCAAGGACAAAUCACCAGCUCUUCAAGUCGAGCAAGGAAAACGACUGGACUGAGCGCAUAGAAAUCGUCGAAUUGCCGUCGGUUUUGUUUAUGUGUCUGAAGCGGUUUGAUCAGGCUAGUGCCAGCAGUUCCCCGACAAAGCUUGACACUGAAUUCGCAUACGACGAGUCUUUGGACAUGGCCGAGUUUGCUCCUGAGAUUGGUGGCAGCAAUGUGCCAACAAGGUACACUCUGUACGGUGCCUGUGUCCACCAUGGAGCAGCAUCGCAAGGAUACCACUUCUGUAUUCUUCGUCCAACGGUAGACGACAAGUGGUUUGCGUUCGACGACGAUAUCAUUAUUCCUCUCUUGCGCCGACACGCAUUUGACGACUACAAAGCAGUCGACUACGCUUGCUCAUUUGGCGUUGCCGCACGGCAGAGAAAGAUGUAUGAAGCAAAGCGGUUCUCUAAUGCAUACAUGCUCAUCUAUGUUCGCGAUAGCGAGCUCAAGCACAUUCUUGGUCAGGAUGAUAACACUACUCGCUCUGCGCAGUCUGGGUCCAUGCCAAAGAACUAGAUGAAUUUUAUGUACUGCAUUGAUAAAUGAGCCAAGCAGGAGCUAUUUGAAGUGGUCUCUAAUGACAAAGUGAAUGCCAACAGAAUGCACCUCGGCAAUGUCCUCCACCUUCCGACCCUUGGUCUCAGGCCAAAAGAAGAAGCAGAAGACAAAGGUGGCAAUGUUAAACCCUGCAAAGAAUAGGAAUGUAUAGUCGCCUAGCGCUACUUGCAUAGGUGGGAAGAACACGCCGAUGGUGAACGUAAAGGCGUAGCAAAUGACGCCCCCAAUCGCCGACAUCGCCGACAUGGCGUAUGCUGGUGUCAUUUCAGCAGCAGCUACCCAUGGUAGUGGUCCAACGCCGAAGUUGAAAGAGAUAUUGAAUACGAAUACCAUGGCAAUAACUAGGCCGUCGGUUCCCUUGAUAGAUCCAACUGCCAUCAGUAUUGAAGAGA
This is a messenger RNA of Linderina pennispora, 2250 nucleotides long. RefSeq names its product cysteine proteinase. Lineage: Eukaryota; Fungi; Kickxellomycota; Kickxellomycetes; Kickxellales; Kickxellaceae. The record is from RefSeq and is a predicted model, not a curated record. Gene Ontology annotation, biological process: regulation of protein stability; protein deubiquitination. Bases 134 to 1816 code for a protein of 560 amino acids. The transcript is spliced from 2 exons. Gene Ontology annotation, molecular function: protein binding; cysteine-type endopeptidase activity; cysteine-type deubiquitinase activity. Gene Ontology annotation, cellular component: nucleus; cytosol.